Trichomonas vaginalis G3 is the source of this 885-nucleotide messenger RNA. RefSeq names its product cysteine S-palmitoyltransferase protein. Gene Ontology annotation, biological process: protein targeting to membrane; peptidyl-L-cysteine S-palmitoylation. Gene Ontology annotation, cellular component: Golgi apparatus; endoplasmic reticulum. Gene Ontology annotation, molecular function: protein-cysteine S-palmitoyltransferase activity. The transcript has a single exon. The coding region runs from base 1 to 885 and encodes 294 amino acids. NCBI's taxonomy places the organism in Eukaryota, Parabasalia, Trichomonadida, Trichomonadidae. The record is from RefSeq and is a predicted model, not a curated record.
AUGGUUUAUUGGGCCCCCUUUCGAUGCGCAGAUAUUUCUGCAAGGAUUAUUAUGAUCCUUAUAUAUCUUUUCGUAACAUGCACAGCAAUUGCGUUUGUUUUUGCGAGAUAUUCUUCAUUUCCAAGUAAAGUUAGACCGUAUUACUUUUUAGUAUUAAUAUUAUAUAUCGUGUUUUCAGUAUUAUGGAUUACAGCGCACAUUAAUUUGUCGUGGCUUGAUGCCGGAAGCGUCGAACGCGAACUUGAAGUAUAUAAAAAUUCGCCGUUAUCAGCUCAGCUUGAAGAUCGCAUAGCAAAUUUCUCAUUGUGCAAAAAAUGCCAUUUACCUAAAUCAAAAAGAACUCAUCAUUGUUCACAAUGCAAAAAAUGUUAUUUCAGAUUCGAUCAUCAUUGUCCAGCAAUCGGAAAUUGCGUAGCCCUUAAGAAUAUGAAACCAUUCAUAUUAUUCAUGGUUUACAGUUGCUUCUUAGUUAUUACGGCAGGAUCAUCAGCUUUAUUAUACCUAGGAGAAGAUGAUUCUGAUAUGAAAAUCAUCUAUUGGCUCAUCUUUGGCAGUUGCUGCGCUAUGGGAAUUUACGUUGCUUGUUUUGGUUUAUCAUUUUGCGGGAAUACAUGCAAUGAUCACACUACAUUAGAAGGUAUAGCAAAAGAAGACAAACACAAAUACUCUCUUGGAAGUUUGACAAACUUUAAACAAAUUUUUGGUGAACAUUGGUAUGAAUGGUUCAUCCCUACUCAAAAUAAGUUUGGUGGCUUUGUUUGGGCUCAAAUACAUGAAGAGAUUGAUAACAGAAUACAAGAAGCUACACAACAACACGAUAGCUCAAAUACUAAUCCUCAACCAAGUGAUCAGCAACCAGAUGCACCACUUACACCUGAAGCAUAG